This is a messenger RNA of Chenopodium quinoa (quinoa), 1812 nucleotides long. RefSeq lists its product as uncharacterized. Lineage: Eukaryota; Viridiplantae; Streptophyta; Magnoliopsida; Caryophyllales; Amaranthaceae. Gene Ontology annotation, molecular function: nucleic acid binding; zinc ion binding. The transcript has a single exon. The record is from RefSeq and is a predicted model, not a curated record. The coding region runs from base 1 to 1812 and encodes 603 amino acids.
AUGAAUUACAAGGAGAAACUUGAAGAAGAGUACUCAACCCAACGUCCACCUAUGUUCAAUGGUAAGUUCUAUGCCUACUGGAAGAACAGGAUGGAGAUUUUCAUCAAGGCUGAAAAUUACCAGGUUUGGCGUGUUAUUGAAACUGGUGAUUUUGAAAUAACUGCAACCAAUGACAAACAUGAGGUAGUUUCUAAAUCUAUUUCUGAUUAUGACAAAGAAGAUUAUCAUAAACUUGAACUGAAUGCUUUAGCAAUAAAGUAUUUGCACUGUGGACUUGGACCCCAUGAACAUAACCGUAUCAUGGGAUGCAAGUCUGCCAAACAGAUUUGGGAUUUGCUACAGGUAACUCAUGAAGGUACUAACGAGGUAAAACGUUCUAAAAUAGACUUAUUGAUGUCUAGGUAUGAAAGGUUUGAAAUGCAAUCUAAAGAAACCAUAGAAGAGAUGUUUACCAGAUUCAAUUAUAUUAUUAAUGAACUGAACUCCCUUGGCAGGCAUAUUCCUAUUGAUGAACAGGCAAGAAAGAUCCUAAGAAGUCUACCACAAGAUGAACGUUGGAGAUCCAAGGUUACUGCUAUGCAAGAAGCUAAGGAUUUCACCAAGUUUAAUAUGGAACAACUAGCUGGAUCAUUGAUGACACAUGAACUUCAUCUGAGUUCCAAUACUGAAAGUUCCAGAAGUAAAAGCCUUGCAAUUAAGGCUCAAGAUUCAGAAGAAUCGGAAGUUGAUGAGGAAGAGAUGGCUAUACUAGUGAGGAAAUUUACAAAGAUGAUGAAUAAUAAGAAGUUCGACAGGAACAAGAAGUUCACAAGUUCCAGAAACACAACGUGCUUCAGGUGUGGGUCAAAAGAUCACUUCAUUAAGGAUUGCCCUGUACAAGAUGGAGAGAAAGGAAAGACAAAAGGCAAAGAGCAGUCCAAAGAAUCAAAAGUCUAUAACCCUUACUUCACCAAGGAAAAUGUGAAGAAAGCUAUGCUAGCUGCUUGGGGAGAUACAGAUUCAAAAGAAGAGGAGGACCAACCAUUAGAAGAAACUGCUCAUUUAUGUUUAAUGGCAAAAACUGAUGAAGCUGCCAAACUAAAGGAGCUUGAGUCUGAGGUAUGGUUCUCUUACAAUCAAUUAAAACAUCUGUCUAAAGAGAAUCUAAUAAAUAUUGUUUUGGAAAUUCAAGAAGAUUUAAAGGAAUUACAUAGAUCCAAACAGCAAAGUGAUAAAUCUUUAGUUACUUACAAAGAGAACAGUGAAUGGGUUGAUAACAUGAAGUUUGACAUUCAAUACAGGUUCUUUAGUUUGUUUGAUGAUAAUAAAAAUUUAAAAGAGACUAUAGAGAAUCUGAAACAAGAUAAUAUACUCCUGAAUGUGGAAUUGUCUUUAAAACUUAGUGUCGAUGCUCCUAACUCUGAAGUUCCUCCACCUACUGAUUAUCCGAAUUUUGAAAAAUUAAAACAUGAUUUGGAAGAUUUAAAAACGGAUAAGGCACGUCUUGAGGGGGAACUUGAGAGAGCUAGGAAAGGUAAGCAACCAAUAGAGUAUAGAGUUCCUGAUUGGAUUACUAAGGCUCAAACCAAGAAUACUGAAGGUUUAGGUUUUAAAAACAAGUUCCAGAAAGAAAAGAAGUAUGUCAACAUGCCUAGUAGCAUGGUUUGUUAUUUCUGUGGAAAUACAGGACAUAAGCAGGUUAAGUGUCCUAAGAAAAAACAAAGCACACAGAAGAAUGUCAAACAUGUAGAACAAAUCUGGAUCAAGAAAAAUGAAUCAACUCCUGUUACACAGGACCCCAAGGAAACCUGGGUUCCUGACUCUAACGUUUAA